Molecule: messenger RNA, 1037 nt
Organism: Artibeus jamaicensis (Jamaican fruit-eating bat)
Lineage: Eukaryota; Metazoa; Chordata; Mammalia; Chiroptera; Phyllostomidae
Gene: CUNH10orf143
Product: chromosome unknown C10orf143 homolog
Exons: 4
Coding region: 309-608 (99 amino acids)
Source: RefSeq, a predicted model, not a curated record
UUAGGUCUGCGGCGGAAGCGUGGCGGGACACUUAAAGAAUAGAUUGUUAGGAGGCUCGCCGCCGAUUCGGCGAUCGAAGUGAUAGGCCAGUGCUCUUAAUAAUGACUUGGGACAGACAUCCUUUACGUCCAAAAGACUCCGGUCUCCGCUAUUCCUGCCUGCGGCGCUUGCCGGGUGGGACUCACGCGUUCCUGCAGAACUCCGCCCCCGUCUUUCAUUGGCCCCCCCCUUGACACGUGAGGGUAGGGGUUCGGACGCAGUCGGCCUCGAUUGGGGAAGAGCUCCGUGGACUUGGGCACGUGGGUCGCAUGGACACCCUGGCGCUGGGCCGGUGGCGUCGGCGGAGGCUGGACGAGCUGCAGGUUCCGGGGGACGCGAAGCGGGCCUGCCGGAGUUUGGACGUGGCUGCACAGUAUGGGGGCUGCCCGCAGGUGCCGGCCAGCACCCGGGGGCCCUGCGGGGGCGGCGAAGAGCUGGAGGCGCUGCCCCGGAGCCGGCGGCCACCGACUGCAGGGAUCCCUGCGAGCGGUGGAAGGAGCUCAGCCCGGCCCUGCCCGAGGUGCCUUGCAGGGGAGUCUGGACAUUUCAGCCACAUUGAGAACAACUAGGCGGGCGAGUCGGCGGAGGGACACUCCAGCUGUGGUUGUGAGUCUCCAUGUGGUGGCGAGUGUGAACCUCUUACGGACGGAUGGGGACGCCCACCUGCCCCCCGAGCCGGGUAACCCUCCGUCCUCCGCGGUCGAGCCCGGCACCCCGGCACUUCCAGAGCCUGCACACUGCCGGCACGUCCGAAGCCUUCUUCCUGUGGAUCUGUGCUGACGGCCAGUGCUGUCUUCCAGAAACGUCAGCCCCAGAGUCCCUGAGGUCGGAGAGCCCGUGGCUUGGGGAGGGAGCCCAGCCCGACGCAGCCUCGCCUUACCUGUCCCAGGGGCACUGGGCGCCCCAGGGCUGUCCGUGCACUCUUUUCUAGUGGAAACCCUUAUUUUUGUACUUCUGUGCCCUGUAAUCCGGAACUGAUUUUAGUAAAUGCUUGUAUC